Molecule: messenger RNA, 971 nt
Organism: Tigriopus californicus
Lineage: Eukaryota; Metazoa; Arthropoda; Copepoda; Harpacticoida; Harpacticidae
Exons: 3
Coding region: 420-911 (163 amino acids)
Source: RefSeq, a predicted model, not a curated record
UUGGCCGAAGGGCAGUAACCCAGUUUAACGAAAGUUAUUCGAAAGUUGUCCAAGCACGUCUUGCUUGACAUCCUUACCUCUCUUAUCUCAGUGGGGAGAUAUCGAUUCACGUACGCAUUGUGGCGUCUUGAUGGGCCUAUCAAAUCUUAGCUUUUCCCCACCCUGUCAAGGGUAAAGGAAAUGGUUUCCGGCCCGAGGCUUGGGAGAGAAAUUCCGAUCCGAAGGAGGGCUCUGUCGUGGUUUUUCCUGGGUCUUCGUCCUCUCCGUUUGCGCCCACUCUUCUUCUCGUCCGUGCACCCAUGUUUCAGAAAAAGACGAGCUCGCCGAAAAAAAAACCAUGUUAUCAAAUCGAAACAUACUACGUGGUUAUCUUUCUUGCGUUCACUUUUCAUUCGAUCUGAGAUCCUCGACCGAGCAUCAUGAAUUCCAAAAGUGCCAUCACUGCCCUUGCCUUGGUGCUGUGCUUCGUUGGUGCUCAAGGAGGAAGGAUGUUCAUUUUGGAUGACGGAGAUUUCGACGACCAAAUCCGAUAUCGUCGAGAUGUGGAUGGUCGUGAUGGAGAUGUUCGUCGAGAUGUGGAUCCUCGAGAUUUUGAUGUCCGUCGGGAAGUAGCUGAACGUCGAUAUUUGGAAGAAGAACCUCAAGACGAUAUUCAGGCCGCCGGAUCGGCUGCCGCUCCCAUUUACAGACGACAAGGUCUAGCCCAAGAAAAAGGCGAUUUCAAUGCUCCAGCCUUGGUCUACAAUCCUAUCCCCCCAUCAGAUUUGGACACCCAAGCCUCAGCUCAUGGGUACAAGAAGAAGAAAGGCAUCGUUGGACCCGUCUACACCUUCGUAAAGACCGACGAGUACGCUCAUGUGAAAUGGGGUGUUCGACAUGUGGCUGGAAAGAAGUACGCCGGACACCGCUGAGGACGGGAGCUGUUAAUACUAGAUUCAUAUGAAUAAUAAAUAUUUAUCCAAUCAAAGAUG